AUGCCCAAAAGACCGCUUGCGGCGCGAGGAGGCUCCCAAAGGGACGGCGGCGGCCAAGGCCAACGGCCUCGGCGCGAGCCCUCUGGCACGGGGCACACACGCGCUCGCUCGCACACGGCCACGGACCGACUGGCCGGCGAUGGCCACCGAGUAAGCCCCCCUCCCGACGGCCGCGGUGAGAGGGGCUGGACCGCGACGAGGCACGGGGGCCCCGCCCCAUGGGGGGAAGCGGAGCCUGGGGGAGAAGGGACUCCUCCUCCCCACCGGCCCGACCGCCCCGACCCCAAGGCGGACGGGCGACCCCCCCUAGGGGUCUUUAAACCUCCGCGCCGGGACGCGCUAGGUACCUGGAGAGAGGGAGGCGGGCGAGGCGGGGCAGGGAGGGGGGAAAGCGCCGCACCCAGGCGCCCCCAACGACCGCCGGCCCUGACGACGGGUAACGAACUCCGUCCGUCGCGCGGCCCGCCCUCGGAACGCGGGUCUUACGUGGCACUGACGGCCCGUGACGCGGGAGCCACUCGGCCGCCGGCCGACCACCGCCCCCACCGCAAAGCAGCGCCGCCGCCGCCGCCGCCGAGGGCAGGGAGAGAGGGCCCGGGCCAAGCGGCGGCAGGAUCGGAGCAGUGGAGCGGAGGCAUGGAGGACCAACGGCCGGGAGAAAACCCGGCCCAGAGCCGGCGGCGGGAGGGCAAAGCCCAUCCCGAGACGCGCCGAAAACACCACGGGGCAGCCAAGGCCGCGCGACCGGAGACAGAGACGCGCGGGGGGCACGGCGACUACCAUCGAAAGUUGAUAGGGCAGACGUUCGAAUGGGUCGUCGCCGCCACGGAGGGCGUGCGAUCGGCCCGAGCGAGGACCGACGACGGGCCGCCCGACAACUCGACCGAGGGCACAAGCGGCGCGGGGCCGCACCGCGGCGUCGCGGAGGGACGAGGGGGGAAGCCCCAAGCUCCCCCACCACCACCACACCCCAGACACGGACCUCCCCCUCGACGGCCCGGGGCACCGAGCAGUCACGUCGGGACCGGCCGACACGCGCGCGCCCUCGCUCGAGCGGACAGGAGAGGGGUGGCAACGAGGGCCAAGGCCCAAGGCCCAAGGCCCCUCCCCCCACCCACCCACCCACCCACCCAGGAGCGGCACGGCUAUGACGGCCGGCCCGCAGCGGCUAGCCGGGUCCCGACUCGCGCUCAGGGGGACACCCGAGAAGCACAUCACCCAGGGACACCCGCCCGGCCACGGCGGCCAGGGGGUGACACCCACACGAGGGGAGAGACAGCGGCUGACAACCCCGGGAGGGAGAAUGCCUGA
Messenger RNA from Sus scrofa (pig), 1311 nucleotides. Lineage: Eukaryota; Metazoa; Chordata; Mammalia; Artiodactyla; Suidae. The record is from RefSeq and is a predicted model, not a curated record.